Molecule: messenger RNA, 2149 nt
Organism: Ailuropoda melanoleuca (giant panda)
Lineage: Eukaryota; Metazoa; Chordata; Mammalia; Carnivora; Ursidae
Gene: MISO1
Product: mitochondrial inner membrane subdomain organizer 1
Exons: 5
Coding region: 993-1745 (250 amino acids)
Source: RefSeq, a predicted model, not a curated record
ACUGAGGGGCGGCGGUGGGGGGGGCGGGAGAGUGCGGCUCGGCUGGGCUCGCCGCGUGAGAUGGGCGCUGCGGGCCAAGGAGGCCAGUUCUGCCUAAUGACUGCCAGGACCGUGGUGGGCCCCGGGGACACCUCAGAGACUGAGACGCAGCACCGCUUGGGGCUUCAGCGGCCCGCGAGAGCAGUGGGGGACGGCGAGGGCCAGGAGACUAAGGGGGGAUAGGGUGGGCAUUGGUCCUGUAGACCUUGUGUUUUGAAUAAAGUGAGAGGGCACUGGAGGUCGACCAAGAGUGGGACAUCUUAGGUGACCAGGCGAGACGAGAUUGUGGCUAAUUCCCUGGGGCUGGUGUGGUUGAUUUGGGGUGGGGUGCAAAGAAAGAGGAAUCGAGGGGGCUGCCCACUGGGUGGAUGAUGUGGUCACAGUUGCUUCUAUGGAGGAGUUGGGGCUCAAGUGAUUUGUUGGGAAAAUAUAGAAGACUCUUUGGAUAUGUGAACUUGAAGGUGGAGAUGCGCGAACUUGAAGAUGGUCAUUAGAAUUCUAAAUGGAGUUGUAGAUGUUAUCGAGGCAAUUGAAGGGAGAUCGUAACUGGACAUACAACUUUAGGAAUGAACUGCAUAAACCUCAAGUAGUGUUUAAAGCAAGGAUGGCAUCUUGGAACAAGUCAGAAAAGUUACUGAAGAAGUCCUAGAAUUGAGGCCCGGGAUCUGAGGGAUUCUCUUAAUAUUCAGAAUUUGGGAAGUGAAGAGAAGGAGGUCAGCAAAGACUGGGAAGAAACAGUGAAGGAGGAGGAGGAAAAUCAGGAAAAGCAGGUGUCUAGAAGCCAAGUGAAGAGAAUAUUUUCAGAGAGAAUUAUUAACUUUGUUAAAUUCUUCUGAGAAGUUGAGUAGGACUAUCAGCUUUGCAAAUGCUCUUCAGCCAAGCCCCACAAGGGCUGGGACCAUGGCUGUUUUCAUUCACCGGUACAGCUCUUGUCCCUAAACAUCAGCACCGUAAUGGCCAUAGCUGGAACAAUGUUACUUCUAAGAAGUAUUCGGAUGACAUCAAAAUUUACAAGUUCUUCAGAUAUUCCAGUAGAAUUUAUACGAAAGAAUGUUAAACUACGUGGACGAUUACGCCGAAUAACUGAGAAUGGUUUAGAAAUUGAGCAUAUUCCUAUUACUUUACCUAUUAUAUCUUCAUGGAAAAAAGAGCCGUGUGGUGUUUUGCUGGUUAAGCUGGCAGGAGUAGAACUCACUGAAACUGGGAAGAUGUGGUUACAAAAAGAGUUAAAACCUUCCCAACUGCUAUGGUUUCAACUUCUUGGAAAGGAGAAUUCAGUACUCUUUUGCUAUCUUCUAGUGAAUAAGGGUAGAUAUUUUCGUGUGAGCCUGAAUGAAGAAAUUUUGAGAAGAGGCCUUGGCAAAACUGUUCUUGUUAAAGGGUUAGAUUAUGAUUCUAAAAUCUAUUGGACAAUACACAGAAACUUACUUAAAGCUGAAUUGACAGCCUUAAAAAAGAGAGAAGGAAUAUGGAAGGAAGAAUCUGAAGAAAGUUAUUUGGAAAAAUUCAAAGGCUCCUGGAGAGAAAUAUGGAAAAAAGACAGUUAUUUUAAAAAACUUGGAUCAGAUUUCAAUUUGAAAAAAGAAAGUUAUUAUGACAAAUUUAGAAGGACAUAUGAAACAUGGAAAGACAACAUAAAUAACUACUCCUUAAUACUGAAGUUCAGAGAACUUAUGAAUCGCAUACACUUCCGUAGAAAAGGAUGAACUAUUCCAAGAGGUCUGGAGGUGACCCACUCAGAAAAGAGUAAAAUAUGUAAAUAUAUGGAUGUUUUUCAUUGAGUUGAAAUGGAAAUUUCUCUGAAUGAUCAAAGUUGCACUCUAAUGGUAUUUAAAUAUUUAAGAGAUGAUUAUUCUAAAUGUAAUAUCAAAAUAAUUUAAGCAAGUUGUGUUUAAUGUAAUGCUUUUAGGGAAAAUGAAAUACUCUAUAAAGUUACCAGGAUAAAGGAUGUAUACCUGUAGUGUUAAUAUUUGAAGAGAGAGUGUAACUCUUGGGCACUGUUAUUUUAGUUAUUUUCGGCAUCCGUAUUUAAUUUUUGUUGAAAGAGAAUAUUUGUUUACUUUUCCAGUUUUAUCAAUUUUAAUUACUUGUAAUAAACUAACUCUUUAUA